AGGCGAGCGGAGGUGUGGGGCGGCCUGCUGCUGCAGUGUGCGUCCUUCGUGCUGGUGUGGCGGAUCUGGCUAGCUGAUAGUCUAGAGUGCAGCGGAUGGCGGCAGAUCCGGUGAGCAUGCUGAGGCUCGUUUUGGGGAGGCGGCAUGUCCAAGCUGGAAGCUGGUUGCGGCGCGUUGUAGGAGAGGUUCGAGGCUGCGGCUGUGGUAGUUGCGGACGGGUCGGUCAUGACCUGUACUUGUCGGCCUUGGUCGGCGCCCGGGAGGGGCACUGCCGGCUGGUGGUGGUGCUCGGUUGCCGCUUGAUGGAGCAGGGAGGCUCUGUCCGCUGUUGGAUGCGGGGUGCAGGAUCUGAUCUGGUCUCUGCAGGUCCAUCGUCGAGGAGGAAGGCUGGUGGCUCUGCACAGCAGUGGCGUGCUCGCUGGGUGGGCCAUAUGCGCGGUCCAAUGAAGGGUGUGGAGUCCGGAGGGAAUGCAGCAAGAGCAGGGCUCAAGUCGGGUGACCAAGUGCUCUACACAAGCAGCUUCUUCGGUGAUGAGUUGUGGCCGGCAGACAAGCUGGGAUUCACCAAGACAGCCAUCCAAGCAAAGCCAGACUCUGUAUACUUUGUAGUAAGCAGGGGUGGUGGUGAUAUUGAUGUGAAGCGCCUGCCCAAGAGGCCGGCGCCCCCUCGGUUUGGCCGGAAGUUGUCUGAUUCACAGAAGGCUAGAGCAACACACAUCUGCCUUGAUUGUGGAUACAUAUACUUUCUACCCAAGCCCUUUGAAGAACAGCCUGGUGAGUACGGCUGUCCCCAGUGCAAUGCACCAAAGAAGCGAUUCGCAAGAUACAACGUAGAGUCUGGGAAGCCCAUUGGCGGCGCACUGCCACCUCUUACUGUGAUAGUCAGUUUGGUUAUCGGCAUCGCUGGCAUAGGGGCUUUGCUUGUAUAUGGCCUUCAAUAGGCUUUUUCAUCUCUUGAGAAAUUUUGUUCUGGCCAUGCAUCGACAAGCUCAACCGAUUUCUCAUGUACUCUAUCUAACAGAAAAUUUCAAUAAUGAUGGGGUAAAAUGCAACAUGUUAUGUUUGA
Molecule: messenger RNA, 1066 nt
Organism: Hordeum vulgare subsp. vulgare (domesticated barley)
Lineage: Eukaryota; Viridiplantae; Streptophyta; Magnoliopsida; Poales; Poaceae
Exons: 5
Coding region: 96-941 (281 amino acids)
Molecular function (GO): protein binding; iron ion binding
Source: RefSeq, a predicted model, not a curated record